ACAGACGAAAACAUCGUACGACGCACAUUUUCUGUGUGAUUUAAUCAUUAUAGGGAGUUUUUAGAAAGACUGCCUUCUGAACCACAGCGAGAUGAUGGAGUAUACAUGAAACUGACCCUUCAUUUCGGAUAGAGUGCAACUGUUGAGUCACCAUGGGUAACCAGUUAACAGGGAUUGCCCCAUCCCAGAUUCAGCCUGUGGAACAAUACCUCACUGAAGUGUCAGACUGUGAAUAUGAUGGCAGUUUGGGGAGUACCAGGUUUUUCAAAGUUGCUCGAGCUAAGGGGAAGGAAGGCCACAUGGUUGUGAAGGUGUUUGUCAUACAUGACCCCUCUUUGCCUCUCGCAUCACACAAAGACAAACUGGAAGAGUUACGCUCUCGCCUUCAAGGAGCAUCAAAUUGUCUCCCCUUCCAGAUGGCACUGCACUUGGACAAAGCUGCGUUGUUGUUCCGUCAGUUUGUCAAGGAUAGUUUAUACGACAGAAUUAGCACAAGGCCUUUCCUUAACCUGGUGGAGAAGAAAUGGAUAGCCUUCCAGCUACUCUGUGCUCUUAACCAAAGUCAUAAACUCAAGGUAUAUCAUGGAGACAUCAAGUCUGAGAAUGUGAUGAUUACCAGCUGGAACUGGGUGCUGCUCACAGACUUCGCCAGUUUUAAACCCACCUACAUUCCAGAGGACAAUCCAUCAGAUUUCAACUAUUUCUUUGACACAUCAAGACGACGCACAUGCUACAUUGCUCCAGAGAGGUUUGUGGAGACAGGAUUCAAAAACCUGGAAGUGACUGGUCAAACAAAUCAUCUGGACAUCACCGGGGGAGAGAUAAAAACAGGGGAGCUAACCAGUGCCAUGGAUAUCUUCUCUACUGGGUGUGUUAUAGCUGAACUGUUCACUGAGGGAACUGCACCAUUUGACUUGUCACAGCUGCUGGCCUACAGAAGUAGAGAGUACAGCCCAUGGAAAAUCCUGGAGAAGAUUGAGGAUGUGCCUAUGAGGGAGCUCAUCCGUCACAUGAUGCAGAGAGAGCCAAGUCACAGGUUGUCUGCAGAAGAGUACCUCAUCCAACAGAGAGGGAAGGUGUUCCCUGAGUAUUUCUACACCUUCCUCAAGCUUUAUCUACAGAGGUUUGCCAUGAUUCCUAUCGUACCACCGGAUGACAGAGUGGUAAGGAUAAGUCGUGACCUGCUGGACAUUCUGAGCCGAAUGAACAUUCGCCCCGACCACCCCGAGGACAACACCGGCCUUGUCUUGGUCAUCAGCCUGGUCACUUCCUGUGUCAGAAAACUUCAUUAUUGUAGCACCAAGCUUGUUGCCCUGGACCUGAUGUUAGAGUUGUCCAGUCAUAUGACAGCAGAUAUCAUAGUGGAUAGGAUUUUGCCAUACAUGCUGUAUUUUGUGAAUGACCAUUUCCCCAGAGUGAGAGCAGCUGCACUCAGGACCAUCACCAAGUGUUUGGCAGGACUAAAAUCUGUACCUAGAACAGAUGCCAAUAUAUUCCCUGAGUAUAUUCUUCCAAAUUUGUCCCAUUUAACCCAGGAUCCUGUUCCUUUGGUGAGGGUAGCAUAUGCUGAAAGCAUCGCUCAACUAGCUGAAACUGCUCUUAGUGUGUUAGAGAUGAUGCACAUAAAGGAGAUGAGCUGUGAGGAGGAUACCUUGGAAGAUAACCCUACAGCCCCGGAAUACCAGACAAACUACGAUGUAGAGCUACAGACCCUACAUGAGAUGAUCCAGCAGAAAGUGGUCACCCUGCUCAGUGAUCCAGAUAACAUAGUUAAGCAGACACUGCUUGAGAGCGGCAUCACUCGACUCUGUGUCUUCUUUGGCAGGCAGAAAGCAAAUGAUGUGCUUCUGUCCCACAUGAUCACUUUCCUUAAUGACAAGCUGGACUGGCAUUUGAGAGGCUCAUUCUUUGACAACAUUAUCGGUGUGGCAGCUUAUGUUGGUUGGCAGAGUUCUACUAUUAUGAAGCCUCUACUACAGCAGGGCCUGAAUGACCCAGAAGAGUUUGUUGUCCACAAGGCUCUGGGAACAUUGACAUCAUUAACAGAACUCAGUCUAGUACAGAAACCACUGCUCUACGACUUUGUCAAAGAUGUUGUUCCUCUGUUAGCUCAUCCGGGUGUGUGGAUCAGGCAAGGGGCUGUUGGGUUUAUAUCUGCUGUGGCACGGAUGUUAAAUAUUGCUGAUGUCCACUGUCGUCUCCUGCCGCAAAUACAGCCAUUCCUCAAGCAGCCAAUCCUUCAGCUGGACAAAGAGGUUGUGUUGUUAAAUAGCCUCCAGGAGCCCAUAUCCCGGCCGAUAUUUGACUACGUGCUGCGCUCCCCGAACAUUGACCGACUCUUCAACGCCCUUCAGGAACGCAGCCACAUGCGACAGAUUAGUCGCCAUGGCCACAAGCCCGCCUACGACGAGAUGGAUGAAGGAAUGGCUCUGACAUUCCGUAAGUUGACCUCUCAGGGAAUGACAGAAGCGCAAGAGGACAGACUACUGGCUCUGAAAGAUUUUACUUUGAAAAUACAGCGAGCCAGAGCAGGAUCUGCUGAAUCUAAGGUAGAUGGUAAGCUGGAUGAGAGGAAUGGAGCAGUGGAUCUUUAUCAGAUUUCCAAAAUCACUGUGAGGAGACAUGCUGAGCUGCACAAACCCAAGGAAACCUCUGUCAGGAAGAAGAAGAAACCAGAUGCAGUUGAAACAGCAGGAACAGUGAUGAAUCCCGAGUGGAAGAGCAUGUUUGGCUCUGGCAGCCACUCCAGUGUUGAGCGAGCGCUAUCCUCCUCCCCUAAGGGACGCUCUAAAGGCCCUAUGCUGGGGGAUAAGGUAUCUCAGGAUGGGUCACUGGGUGUGAUUAGUAGCACAUCUCUGAGUGGGGUAUCCUCUCUCCAGUCCAGCGCAGACUCCUUCAAACGCCAGGCCACAGCCCCAGAGAAAACUGGUCCACAGACUCGAUAUGCCGUGUGCAAACUAGAGCUACGUAACCUAGUGUACAAGAGGAGAGAACAGUAUACUGCUGAUGUCUUGUCCAAGGAUUUACUGGAGGGCAUCGCCUGGGACAGUCGGCCUCCCCCCACAAACUGGAGGCCAAAAGGCAUGCUGGUGGCCCACAUGCAGGAACACAGGGCAGCCGUCAACAGGAUACAGGUUAGCUCUGACCACACCUGUUUUGCCACUUGUUCUAACGAUGGUACGGUCAAAGUGUGGGACUGUAGUCGCUUUGAGGGCAAGAGUGUGGCUAAUAGGUCGAGACAGACCUACAACAAACAAGGUGGACAGGUGAAAUGUCUGACAUACUGUGAGGAAUCGGCUUCUCUGGCCUCAGCCUCUGAGAAUGGUACCAUCCAUGUUUUCAGGAUUGAGACUGGGGCCAACACAUACAAACUGAAUACCUGUGAUAUAUUUGAUGUGGGAACAGAUGACAAUGGACAUGUGGUGGAUUUGACUCACUUUGAUACAGGUGCCCAGAGUGUGCUGACCAGCGCCACAGUCAAUGGUUAUCUGCUGGCCUGGGAUCUUAGGGCCAGGGACGAGCCAAUCUGGAAGCUGAGAAAUGACCCCAAGUGUGGCUUGAUCACAUCCCUGGCCGUGCAUCACACCCAGAGCUGGCUGUGUGUGGGGACAAGCAGUGGCGCACAGGUUUGCUGGGACAUGAGGUUCCAGCUGCCCAUCACCACAGUACAACACCCCACAAAUGCAUGGGUUAGGCGUGUGGCAAUCCACCCUCGAGAACAGUCCUGGGUCAUCUCCUCUGUCCAGGGAAACAAUGAGGUGUCCAUUUGGGACAUGGAGACAGGGGCCAGGCAGAAAACAUUGUGGGCUAGCAGUGCCCCUGCCCUCUCCCAAACACAGAUGAGUAACCAUUCCACACAAGGCAUGCAUGUGGGUCACACAGAUAGCAAUGUGUUUUUGCUCACUGGGGGGACAGAUAUGAGGGUGAGGUUCUGGGAUCUGACUACACCUCAAAAUAGCUUUGUUAUGGCAGGGGCAGCCUGUGAUACCAGCAGUCAAACGGACAUCAAGUACAGAAUGAAGGUCAUUGAUGGCACAGAGGUUAUCCAGGAAUUUUACACCAAGAAAAACGCUGGUAAUGAUGACAUUCCACGCCGCGCGCCUGAUGCCCCGGCCUUGGGCCACCAUGACACAAUCAGCGAUGUUGGCGUUUGCCAGGCUACACAGUGCUUUGUCAUCUCAGCGUCCAGAGAUGGGGUGGUUAAGGUGUGGAAGUGAGCACAGCCUGCUGCAGAACCAAGCCGCGCUCAAGUUACAUGUACUUAUACUGACUGAUGAUGUCAGAAGUGGUAACUGGUCCCGAUUUCUUGAAAGAUGUUAUGAGGAGAAGUGUGGAGAUAUUAUGACUAGCGGUUACAAUUAAGGAGAAGGCAUACCAAAAUCCAAACAGGUCUGAUGUCCAAAUAGAUAUGUGUGAUGCAAUAACUUUCACAUUGACCAUGCUACAAGGACUGGAAAAUAAUAUUCUUUAUUGUUGACUAGGCUGAAGAAACUGGAAAAGCUGGGACAUUUAAACAGCCUGCUUGAGAACAACAAAGGCUUUUUACAUGGUGCCUAAUACACGUAGACCAAGCCCCAAGAUCACAAAGCGAAUAAUAAAGUCAAAAUUUCAAAUCAUUUUAAAAUAGUUAUUUCCUAUACAACAAGGUCAAAAUAUUGCUUGAAAACUUAAAUUAUGGAUACUGUACAACAAAUUUCAGCUGAGAUAAGGGAAAGGAACAUACGAAAUUUAAUGAUUGAAAUUUUCGUUGGCACCAAAAUACAAACACAUGCCUUUCCAAGGGAUAAACCAUAUCCAUGUCAGUUUGGCCAAUAAUGUAGCCAUUUAUGUUAUGGCCAAAAGAACAGGUACCGACAUGAUUCUUAUCUUUACUCCUACUUCUACAACAGAUCAAAAGAAAGAUGAAGAAAGUAAAGAUCUUUUUGGCAGUCCUCGUUGUCUCUGUCCUCCAUGAUUGUAUUGUGUCUGCUUUUACUGGUAAUUCCAGAAUGCUACCCUAAAUCCUGAACAGAUUCCACCACAGACAUAGUGCAUAUGUAGGCAUAUAACAUGAAAUGUUCUCUAAAGUGAACAGUUUAUUUUAUACGUUUGUGAAGUCCAUAGCUGCUUCUAAUUCAGCAGGGUGCUUUAGUCUUCAAAAUCUUAUGGAUUAUCUUCACAAUUUGGAUUUAAAGUUAUGCUGGUCAAGUUUGUUGAGGACUUAGGGGACAUACAUGUACAGUAAAGAUGUGGGAUACUGGAAACAACUAUAUAGGAGGCAUUGGGUUUGUGGCAAUAGUUAGUCAUACAUGUAUAUAACUGAAAGCUCAAGCUCAACAUUUACCUUCAGACUCCUUGUAUAUGAAAUAUUAUUGUAGUCAUUAUUUUGAUCUGUGUUGAAUAUGUCUUGAUGACUUCCACUGGUGCUCUCAGCAUGUGUAUUUUGUUUUCUGCUCAGAUGUUGUUAAACAUGUACAUGUAUAGUCUAAGUCGAACCCUCUGGCCGCGGGAUCAUGAAACGACCCAGAACUUUCGUUAUAUUCAAGCAAUAUUUUAACUUUGUUACAUAAGAAAUAACAAUUUUAAAGUAAUUUGAAAUUUUGACAUAGAUAUAAGACUAUUGCUUCAUGAUCCCAGGGCAUGAUGAUAUCAGAAGACUUUGAGUGAUUUGGUCAGGGUUUUAACACCACAAGGUGAUGUACACCCAGUGAUGCAAGUGCAUGUCAGUGUGUUAGGUAGGUAUGGCUUUUGGCAGGAUCAUUUCUAUGAAGACUUGCCAAAAUAUCUGCUGAAAACCCCUGGGGUAAUGGCGAGUUACCAACUGUUCAUUCCAUUAGGUUUUAGUCCAUAUUCAUUGUGUGAAAAAUCAACACACUGGAAAUAGACAGUAAAACCUAGCUGGAUUGAUUCUGCUCUCGGAGAAUUCAGCUUUGUACAUUGUUCACUGGAUAUGUCAGCUUUGUACAUUGUUCACUGGAUAUUUCAGCUUUGUACAUUGUUCACUGGAUAUGUCAGCUUUGUACAUUGUUCACUGGAUAUUUCUUCACCAUAUCAUGUACAUGUACAAAAUAAUUGUGAUUAAGAUUGUACAAAGGUGUUUGUAUGUAAUAAAGAGUUAAUCCGGCCUAAGUGUGUAAUAUAUGUGUAAAGUGUGACUUAUUGUACACUUCAUUUGACCGGAACUUGUAAUGCAGAGUGAAUCCUGAGUCAUUGUGCAGGAUCAUAAAUAUACAUGAACAUGUAAAGUAUGCUUUUAGUACAUUACAUUUGUGAUGUACCAUUGUUUGUAAUAAGAAGGUAAUCCUGAGUCAUUGUGCAGAAUUUGUAAUAUAUAUAUUACAUUUGUGAUAUAGUACUUGUAAUAUUAAGGAGUAAGUCCACAGUAAUUGUACAGGGUUUGUAAUAUAGAUGUGAUGAAUGCUGCAGUUGUGAUUUUGAAGU
Liolophura sinensis is the source of this 6420-nucleotide messenger RNA. Its product is annotated as phosphoinositide 3-kinase regulatory subunit 4-like. Gene Ontology annotation, cellular component: phosphatidylinositol 3-kinase complex, class III, type II; phosphatidylinositol 3-kinase complex, class III, type I; nucleus-vacuole junction. NCBI's taxonomy places the organism in Eukaryota, Metazoa, Mollusca, Polyplacophora, Chitonida, Chitonidae. The record is from RefSeq and is a predicted model, not a curated record. The transcript is spliced from 35 exons. Bases 153 to 4217 code for a protein of 1354 amino acids. Gene Ontology annotation, molecular function: protein binding; ATP binding; protein serine/threonine kinase activity. Gene Ontology annotation, biological process: protein phosphorylation; protein targeting to vacuole; macroautophagy.